CUGGGCCAGUCCCAUCAUCGUGGACAUGACUGAGGUAGCUCUCUGUUCUGAAGAGGACCCACUUAACUUCACCUCCAAAGUCUGUGUGAAUAUUACAGUCCUCCAGAACCUGCUGGCCAAUCAGGACAACCACUGGUUGGUAAACUACUGUGCCAAUCAUUCAACCAUUCCUCCUGGUGGAGGAGGAGGAGGAGGAGGAGCUGGAGCUGGAGGACAGGGCGGAGGACAGACUGUCUUUAACACCUCUGGACAGUGUCUGUACAGCAGCUGGAUCAUGUCUCCCCCAAAUGCAAUGGUCUUGAGCCAGUGCUGGGAGCGUGACCAGGCCCGUUUCCUCUCAUUUAUCUGCCAGAGCAGUGGGCUCCUCUGGCUCUUCUCCCAAGACCUAUCCAAAGCCUGGGUAGGCAGAAUAUGUACGACGUACAACAACUACACCACUACAGCCAACAGCACCAAUGCUACAAGCCCUGAUUUUUGUUUGGCAACAAAUCUGAUGAAACAGUUCAAGUGGACCUGCCCAAACAGCUUCAUCUCAGACUGUCAGCCUUGUGCCACUCAGAACAUGAUGGUGCAGAUGAUCGUUCGCUGCUGGGUGGAGAAUCUGAGCCUCAAGAUUCAGGAUUUGCUGACUACGUCUGUGACUAAAGUGUUGAACCAAGCAGUCGCCACCACUGUGGUGAUCCUCCUGGCUGUGGAGGACUCCCUGGGCCCCAUUUGGCACAUCAAUGAGACCAUUGGACAAAGUGUCCUCGAGUCUGUGUUCAACUACCUGAUGACAGAACCCAACCAGGACAAUAAGAGGGUGGUGCUGCAGUGCUUUGGGAAGUUGAUCGGCAGUUUGCUGCAGACGGCCCGAGAACUGACCACCAACGAUCUCCUUUUUGCAAAGGAGUACUUCAGUUUACCACUGAGCAACGUGAAGCCUGUGUUAACUUCAGCACAGAUGAGCACCAUCAGACUGAUUCUGCAGUACUACAGCAUGUUUAAAAGCAGUCUGCAGGUAAAUCACAUCCUACCUGACAACAGAAACUCUACGUUGCACCUCUUUAAUCUAUUAUACUACAUAUCAGAUAUAAUCUCACUGUUCUUGCCUCUGUAAGCUAUCUGAUGCGUACCUGUCCACCAUGGUGUCGGUGCUACUCCAAACCCAAAUGGCCGCAGACGGAAAGACCUUUCUGGAGCUGGUCCCCCUGCUGAUUGCAGCCAGUCCAGCUGAUAUUGUGGCGCUGCCCCCCUUACAGGGUGACAGAAAUGUGUAAGUAAUUACUUCACCGAUACUGAACAUUCAGUUCUGACAUUUAGCUUUGGUUCAUUAAUUCUGUUAGCUGCAAAAUCUAGAGAGACCUUUGCAGAAGCAGAAAGACACAUAUAUAGGAUGAUGUGCCAGGCUCUGA
Messenger RNA from Nothobranchius furzeri (turquoise killifish), 1394 nucleotides. The record is from RefSeq and is a predicted model, not a curated record. NCBI's taxonomy places the organism in Eukaryota, Metazoa, Chordata, Actinopteri, Cyprinodontiformes, Nothobranchiidae.